UAAGUCAGAAAUACGAUGAAGUUAUGGCUACUUAUAUUCUUCUAGGUAGAAAACCACCUGAGUUGGAAGGUGGUGAGUCACUGUCCAGUGGGAACUUGUGUCAGCGGUCACGGCCGAGCAGUGACCUGAACAACAGCACCCUUCAGUCGCCUGCUCACCUCAAGGUCCAGCGAAGCAUCUCAGCCAACCAGAAGCAGAGGCGCUUCAGUGACCACGCCGGUCCCUCCAUCCCCCCUGCUGUCUCAUACACCAAAAGGCCCCAGGCCAACAGUGUGGAGAGUGAACAGAAGGAGCAGUGGGACAAAGACACAGCCCGCAGACUUGGCAGCACCACGGUGGGCUCAAAGAGCGAAGUCACAGCCAGCCCCUUGGUGGGGCCAGACAGGAAAAAGUCCUCAGCUAGCCCAAGUNACAACAUAUAUUCUGGCGGUAGCAUGGCGAGGAGGAAUACGUAUGUGUGUGAGAGGAGCACGGACCGGUAUGCAGCUUUGCAGAAUGGAAGAGACAGCAGCCUUACAGAGAUGUCUGCCAGCAGUGUGUCCUCGGCAGGCUCCACCGUGGCCUCUGCUGGCCCCUCAGCACGCCCCCGCCACCAGAAGUCCAUGUCAACCUCUGGCCACCCUAUUAAAGUUACACUGCCAACCAUUAAAGACGGCUCUGAAGCCUAUCGGCCCGGCAGUACAGCUCAGAGAGUGCCUGCUGCUUCCCCAUCUGCUCACAGCAUCAGUGCCAGCACUCCAGACAGGACCCGCUUCCCCCGAGGGAGCUCCAGCCGAAGCACUUUCCAUGGGGAACAGCUCCGAGAGCGACGCAGUGCAGCUUAUAAUGGACCACCUGCCUCCCCAUCCCACGAAACGGGUGCGUUUGCACAUGCCAGAAGGGGAACGUCAACUGGGAUCAUCAGCAAAAUCACCUCCAAGUUCGUCCGCAGGGAUCCAAGUGAAGGCGAAGCCAGUGGCAGAACUGACACAGCCAGAGGCCCAUCAGGAGAGCCAAAAGAGCGAGACAAAGAAGAGGGGAAGGAGGCCAAGCCGCGCUCUCUGCGGUUCACGUGGAGCAUGAAGACCACCAGUUCCAUGGACCCCAAUGACAUGGUGAGGGAGAUCCGCAAAGUGCUGGAUGCCAACACCUGUGACUAUGAACAGAAAGAGCGCUUCCUGCUCUUCUGCGUCCACGGGGAUGCCAGGCAGGACAGCCUCGUGCAGUGGGAGAUGGAGGUCUGCAAGUUACCUCGGCUGUCACUCAACGGGGUCCGCUUCAAGCGAAUAUCCGGGACAUCUAUUGCCUUUAAGAACAUUGCAUCCAAAAUAGCCAAUGAGCUUAAGCUGUAAAGCUGUGUAAGUGCUGGGAUCAGGGAAGAUGCACUCACAUCUAAGGUACAGUUUCUGAAUGUACUGGUGACACCUAAUGUGGUCCAGCUGUGAAUCUCCCAUAUAGAAAUUGUCCUUAAUGCAAUAAGGUUAUACAUAGUUACGAGCUGUAAAAUCCAAGUCCGUCUGAGCUAUAAUAAGAAUCGUAGUUUCAAAAGUAGGUUCACAUGUACAGGUAAGUAUAUUGUGUAUUUCUGUCCAUCUUCUGUUCAUAGAGUUGUAUAAUAAAAUAUGACUGCUUUAAAAACCUG
Messenger RNA from Mastomys coucha (southern multimammate mouse), 1621 nucleotides. Its product is annotated as serine/threonine-protein kinase MARK1. The record is from RefSeq and is a predicted model, not a curated record. Lineage: Eukaryota; Metazoa; Chordata; Mammalia; Rodentia; Muridae. The coding region runs from base 24 to 1331 and encodes 435 amino acids. The transcript has 7 exons.